Molecule: messenger RNA, 1306 nt
Organism: Mya arenaria
Lineage: Eukaryota; Metazoa; Mollusca; Bivalvia; Myida; Myidae
Product: putative ferric-chelate reductase 1
Exons: 6
Coding region: 176-895 (239 amino acids)
Molecular function (GO): oxidoreductase activity, acting on metal ions
Source: RefSeq, a predicted model, not a curated record
CUGUGUGUGAGGAAUUUACAUUAAGCAAAUUAUGCAUACUUUAGGGGCCUUAUGGAAUUUACAAGGAUCAUGUUAGCCUUUUCGGCUCUUGUUUGGGCGUUACUUCAGUGAGAUGAUGGUCAGUGAAUAAUUCACUAUAAACAUCUUAAACACUUUUCAAAUUUCAGCGUGCCUUAUGAUCUUUGCAUGGAUCCUGUGUGCCUCCGUCGCCUCUGUGAUAGGACGUUACUUUCAGCCGUACUGGUGGGGCGAGAAAAUGUUCGGUAGCAAGCUCUGGGUGAAAGUCAACUGGCUGUUCGUCCUCCUCACGACCGCCACCGUUAUUGGGGCCUUUGCUGUCAUAUUCGUGGGUGUUGAUGGGAUCAGUCAAUUGUAUGAGAAUCCAGUCGCCAGCUUCACUGGAGCACAUCCUAUAAUGGGGCUAGUUGUUGCGCUUCUGGCUUUGUUAAAUCCUCUUCUGCUGUGUUUACGUCCGUCCGAGGAUUCCUCCGGCCGAGCCUUCUUCAACUGUCUCUACUGGAUCGUGGAGAUUGGUGCGCAUGUCCUCGCUGUGGUGACUAUCUACGCGGGCUUCGGGUUGGCAAGCUUCCUCAUUCCAUCUUUCUUCACAUUUCUCCUCAUCGGCUUCACCGUCUACCAGAUCCUGGUCCUGCUUUUCAUGGAGGCGCUCAAGAGCUACGACGCCAAAAAAACUAUUGACCGAAAGAAGCAGUUCCUGUAUGAGAUGCAGGUACGGCCAUGGACCGCCCGGAAGAAUAACAGUCUCGCCGCCUACAUGGAUCUCAACCACAGGAGUAAAGCCUUGAAGCAGACGGUACUUGCCGCGCAUCUUAUUUUACUGUCCGCGCUCACAACCACAAUGGUCGUCUUAAUCGUAAUCAAUGACCAGAAGUGACGUCACUAAAAUACCGCAUGCGUCAUUGUCGUUUUACUGACCGGAAGUGGGGCUAUUAUAAAUUACGUCAGUUUAAACGAAAGUACUGUUGACUGUAUUUUUUCAUAAUAACCAUGCAAUUUGAAGCGUGAAUAGUGUUCAUAUGAUUUUCGUAAAAUGUUGGGUCAGUUGCAGAAUGAAUGUGCUAAAAUAUUGUUUAUUACUUAAGUGUUAUUGUCGUGAGUUGUGUCUGUUUCAAAUCAAAUGUCCUUUGAAUAUGUUACUAUGACUUUUCAUUUAACAAGUAUGUUGUUAAAUUAUUUAUUGACAUUUUAGUCUUUGUGUGCAGACAUGUAUAACCCGUCGCAUUCAAUCCCCAAUGUCUCAUAUCUGGUACAUUGCCCUCUGUAAAUAUACGUGAUAAUGCAAUAA